CAUAUUCUGAAAAUUGAGCUUACAUUAUUUUAUAGCCGUCUUUCACUUUAAAUAUUAUCCUCUGCUUUCUGCUUUCUGCAUCCAAUUCAUUCAGAUUCAACAACAACUAUGGGUAUGGCAGAUGCAAAAGAAAGAUAUGCUGUUGUGACAGGUGCAAACAAAGGGAUAGGAUUGGAGACUGUGAAAGGGUUGGCCUCAAAUGGAAUCAAGGUGGUGCUGACAGCCAGGGAUGUGAAGAGGGGUUAUCAAGCUGUUGAGGAAUUGCAGAAAGAAUUUGGCUUUUCUGGCCUUGUGCUGUUUCACCAGCUUGAUGUCACUGACCCUGCUAGUAUUGCAUCUUUGGUUGAGUUUGUGAAGAACCGGUUUGGGAGACUUGAUAUAUUGGUGAACAAUGCAGGAAUCAAUGGAUUCAACACAGAUGGCAUGGUGCCAUCAAAAAUUAACUGGAAGGAGCUACCUCAAACUUGUGAGAUGGCUAAGAAAUGCCUAAGAACAAACUACUAUGGUGCUAAGGAAACAACUGAGGCAUUUCUUCCUCUUCUUCAGUUGUCCAAUUUACCCAUGAUUGUUAAUGUUUCAUCUGAAGCAGGACUUUUAAAGUACAUAUCAAAUGGAUGGGCAAGGAGGGUGCUUGAUGACACAGAAAAUCUGACUGAAGAGCUAAUAGAUGAGGUGCUGAGGGAGUACAUGAAAGACUUGAAAGCAGGUUGUCUAGAAAACAAAGGGUGGCCAACCUACUUGUCUGCAUAUAUGGUCUCAAAAGCAGCCAUGAAUUCAUACACAAGGCUUUUAGCCUAUAGAUACCCAAAACUGUGCAUCAAUUGUGUCUGUCCUGGUUUUGUUAAGACAGACAUUAACAAAAACACUGGCAUCUUAUCUGUUGAAAAUGGUGCUGCUAGUGUUGUCAGAUUAGCACUCUUGCCUAAUGGUUCCCCUUCUGGCCACUUCUUUACUCGACAAGAAGUGUCAAGCUUUUGAAAGCAUUUUAAGGUCAUGAUUGGAUAAUCUUUUUCAUAAAUACUUGUAAAGAAAAAGUGAAAAAAGUUUCUGCAUAAGUAAAUCAACUUAUACAUAUGAGUUGAAAGAAACUUAAUUGUUUUACUUCUCUUCUUUUGCAAAAAGCAUUGGUAAAGAAUUUAUCCAAACAGGACCUGUUGCUUACAAAUUGCAGAUGGAAUGAGAAAAAAGUUUGAUAGAAGAUGUUAUGUGGCUUGGAUUGGAUGAAAGUUUUACCCUUAGUCUUCUUUGUGACAUAAUAUCAUGUGGGGAAAUGCAUCUGAGUUACUUGGUUCUUUUAUCUUCUCACAUUGUUGGCUCUUCAAAUGGUCAAAGUUCAAGUUGCAGUGAUUUUUGGACUGUAUCAUAUGGCAGGACAUGAAACUUUCGGCCGAGGAAAUUAUCAACAAUGAAUCAUUAUUAUGUCUGUCCCUGUCAUCUUAGGUGUGAAUCACAGUGCUCUUGGACUUCAAACUUUCAACACACGUGCAAUGCUAAAGCACUGCUGAUAGCAAAGCAGCAAUAAUGGAUGUCGAGAUUUCAGAAAAAGACGACUAUUGUAACACGACAUACCAUCAUUCGUGUCCAUCUUCUGUAACAUAAUAUUAUUAUCUGUAAUAUAUCAGUGGAUCUUAUCAAACGUUAAUCCAUGCUCAAAUCAGAAUUUACAAAUUUAA
Messenger RNA from Vigna umbellata (rice bean), 1673 nucleotides. RefSeq names its product (+)-neomenthol dehydrogenase-like. Gene Ontology annotation, molecular function: oxidoreductase activity, acting on the CH-OH group of donors, NAD or NADP as acceptor. Gene Ontology annotation, cellular component: membrane. The record is from RefSeq and is a predicted model, not a curated record. NCBI's taxonomy places the organism in Eukaryota, Viridiplantae, Streptophyta, Magnoliopsida, Fabales, Fabaceae.